UUUGGGGUGGUUUUGAUGCCAAAAUGCCAACUCUAGAUGACAUUUUAGAGCACAUUGGAGAAUUUGACAGGUUCCAGAAGCAAACCUUCUUUGUCCUGUGUUUGCUGUCUGCUGCCUUCACCCCUGUCUACGUGGGGGUCGUAUUCUUAGGGUUUAUCCCUGAGCAUCGCUGCUUCAGUCCUGGGGUGGGCGAGCUGAGCCAGCGGUGCGGCUGGAGCCUGGAGGAGCAGCUGAAUCACACCGUUCCCGAGUGGAGCUCCCACGAGGCCAGCUACAGCAGCCGCUGCAGGAGGUACGAGGUGGACUGGAAUGAGACGGGCAUCAGCUGCACGGACCCCCUCGGCAGCCUCAGAGGCAACAGGAGCGCUGUGCCCCUCGGCCCCUGCCGGGAUGGCUGGGUCUACGAUUCUCCAGGGACCUCUCUGGUGACCGAGUUUAACCUGGUGUGUGAGGACUCCUGGAAGCUGGACCUCUUCCAGGCUUCUGUGAAUGCUGGGUUUUUUAUUGGCUCCAUAAACAUUGGCUACAUAGCAGACAGGUUUGGACGUAAAUUUUGCCUCUUAACUACAAUUCUUGCCAACGUUGUCUGUGGAGUCCUUCUGGUCUUCGUGCCCACCUAUCUGUGGCUGGUUAUCCUUCGCUUCUUGCAAGGGCUGGUCAGCAAGGGCUGCUGGACUGCAGGCUACAUCCUGGUGACAGAAGUCGUUGGUCCAAAGUACCGGCGGACAACGGGCAUCCUCUACCAGACUGCCUUCUCUGUUGGGCUCCUGGUCCUUGAUGCCAUUGCUUAUGCCAUCCCUCACUGGCGAUGGCUGCAGCUCACUGUCACCAUGCCAAGCUGCUUCUUCCUGCUCUACUAUUGGUGCCUCCCAGAGUCCCCCAGGUGGCUGAUAUCCCAGGGGAAAAACGAAAAGGCUAUGAAAGUCGUCAGUGCGAUGGCCAAAAAGAAUCGGAAGAAGAUGCCCUCCCACUUUGAGGAUGUUAAGUUUGAAGAGGAAGACAGCGGAAAGCAGAAUCCUUCACUCAUUGACCUUGUUAGGACGCCACAGAUGAGGAAAAAUACAUUCAUUCUGAUGUACAACUGGUUCACAAGCUCUGUCGUCUACCAAGGGCUCAUCAUGCACAUGGGAGUAGCUGGUGGGAACAUGUACCUGGAUUUCCUCUAUUCCGCACUUGUCGAGUUCCCAGCUGCCUUCCUUAUCAUUGUCACCAUUGACCGCGUUGGUCGCCGUUACCCCUGGGCUCUGGCAAACCUGCUAACUGGGGCAGCUUGCAUUGUCACUGCCCUCAUACCAGAUGACAUACACUGGCUCAAGGUGACUGCAGCUUGCAUCGGGAGAAUGGGAAUCACAAUGUCUUUUGAGAUGGUUUGCUUUGUGAACACUGAGCUGUACCCAACAUACAUCAGGAACCUUGGGGUGAUGGUGUGCUCCUCCUUGUGUGACAUCGGCGGUGUCAUCGCCCCCUUCAUUGUCUACAGGCUGGUGGAAGUCUGGCACGAUCUGCCGCUGGUCGUCUUCGCUGUCAUUGGGCUGAUUGCGGGUGGAUUGGUGCUGCUUCUGCCUGAAACUAAAGGAAGAAUUUUGCCUGAGACUGUUGAAGAUAUUGAAAACUUUCACAGGCAAAGGGCUCCAAAGACAAAACAAAUCUAUCUUCAUGUCCAAACAUCAGAAGCAGCACACGACUGAAGAAGACAUAGCUCUUUCUGGACAGUCUGCUUUAGGGGGCUGAUGUGGAAGACAGUUUGGAAUAAAUACACUUUCAAGAGUCUUGCCUUUUU
Molecule: messenger RNA, 1780 nt
Organism: Pogoniulus pusillus (Red-fronted tinkerbird)
Lineage: Eukaryota; Metazoa; Chordata; Aves; Piciformes; Lybiidae
Product: solute carrier family 22 member 2-like
Exons: 11
Coding region: 24-1688 (554 amino acids)
Biological process (GO): transmembrane transport
Cellular component (GO): membrane
Source: RefSeq, a predicted model, not a curated record